Molecule: messenger RNA, 3657 nt
Organism: Spirometra erinaceieuropaei
Lineage: Eukaryota; Metazoa; Platyhelminthes; Cestoda; Diphyllobothriidea; Diphyllobothriidae
Source: the annotation of a GenBank genome assembly
AUGCUCCUGAUAUUGGUAUGUCGAUAUUGAUCAAUGUAGGCGAAGAGGGGUUGUUGCACCGUGCACGCCAACGUAACGUAUACUCCUCCCUUUGAAUAUAGUACUCCAAACAUUACUUUUACUGCCGUUUCCUGUAGACAUGCGACUUGUUUUACUGUUUAUUGGUCGGUGCCGAACCCUUUUAACCUAAAAUCGAAUCCACCUAACCCGUGAAGUCAAGUGGGUGGUUUUUAGAGUUAUUUACUACUAGUAGUAGUAAAGUGAGGGAAACUCAUACAAGAUAUCAGCACUAUCAAUAUUCAUAAGAUCAAGUCACGUAUUGGGAGUGAAGUAAACGACCAGGUUGCUUGUUCUGAAGGUUAGAUAUAUAUAGCAUACGUAUGCAGUUGGCUAACCAUUUAUUCCCGUAGCCAUUUGCCUUCUUUACAGCCUUUUUCCAGCCGCGUUCAUGCCUCUCAGUAGCCGACUGCACUGUGUAUAGUGUCGGAUCAGCUCGCAACUCGUUCACCUUCUUUAGAUGAGUUAAGAGCUCGAGCAUUAUCCUCAUUUGCUGAAGCUUAGCUAAGACGUCCAGUUUUGCGUACACCUCAUCCAGGGAACUUGCAUCAUUCCCGUUUCUCUCGGCGUUUUGCACUUCUGCAGCCACAAAACGCCAUAGUGAACAGCACCGUCUUACCAUUACGGUCCAACGCGGCAGGUGUGGUAUCUGCCGAGCCGCUUUCGUCUGUCUGACUUUGAUCUGCUUCUCUCUCGUAAUAAAUUGUCAUCCGUGUAUUCAACCUACCGGCGAUAGUGGUGGUGUCCUAUCCCAUAGCGGUAGGGGGUUUUGGGUUUUCUUUCGGCACACCCUCUUUGGACGCCUGGGGGAGCUCACCCUGCAAUCGACAACUACGUGGGAAAAAAGUGGACGUUAUGGGUAACGGGAGGAGCGUUCAUCCUAUCUUUUGUCCGUCUUGCAGUGUUUGCGCACUACCUCAGUAACUUCACGACAUGUUGCCUCCACAUCUUGUGCAAUAUGUCUCCUUAUGGCCUGCGGAGAUGCCUGCCUCGGCAUAUUUUUAGGUUAAAUGAUUAAAACUUGAAAGAUAUAUAAACAGUAGAAAUUAAAUUAACAGCAAGAGUCACGUUGACAGACUCACGCUUACGCAUCCUAUGACAGCAAAGCGUAAUGGCGUCCUCCGCGCGGCGCACACGCGGCACAAAAUGACCAGCCAGUCAAAGCGAAGAUGCGAGACACCGGUUGGCCACUGGGGACGAACCGACCACAUAUCUGGACAGACGGCGACGAGAGUAUGGUGCGUGGAUAGUCGUUGACCGACAGACGUUAUUAAUUAAUUCAUUGGUUAAUGACGUUUGCUUCAGUUUGACCGAUGUCUCAUCUUGAUAUUUGAUUUUAUCGAGAAAUGUCAUACAGGACGUAAAACGUUCAGGUUUAUUUGUCUCACGACUAGGUCUGCGACGUGAAGGAUAAGCCUUUGGUUGACGUACCUAUAAACAAGAGCGGCCUGCGCUCGGGAUGCUUUAAGAAACUGCUUACUUCUGUAUAUGUACGCAUACUGGAUGGAAAACAAAACUGCCGGAAUGAACACCGAGCAAUUAGCAUAGAUAGGGGAUUUUUAUUUUCUUCCGAACAUAUUUUAAUCGAACAGACAGAUUAGAGUAGAAAAUAAUCAUAUUUUGGUUUAAGUGAAAAGACCGAGGGCAGGGAAGAGUUUGCAUGGCGUAAAAAAGCAUGUAGCAGCAACAUAUGGGCAAAUGCUUCAUGAUCCUUUGUAAUAGGUCCACUUCAGAGUUUGCAUGGCGUAAAAAAGCAUGUAGCAGCAACUUAUGGGCAAAUGCUUCAUGAUCCUUUGUAAUAGGUCCACUUCCAGGCUGAGUAGAAUCGUUUCCUGAGAUGAAACUCGGGGAGGCCAUGUUUUCAGCCAAGGAUUAACGCGCUUCCCAGCAGAAGAUACCCAUCGACAGUUUGCUUCCCUUCGCGGUUUAUAAGAUGUUAAAGACGUAUUUGUUUACUGGUAAACAAUAUUCCUCGUCGUCAGUUGGAAAACACGGAAUUUCUCUGGACCGAACAUUCGUAGUAUGCGUGUUGUCGCCCCUGCCACUACCGCGGUAGUGGCAUUCCGGAUUUGUAAAGACGAGACCGGACUAUCUUAAUCUGCUAAAGUAGCAUUUUAUGUUUCACCGGUGGGGGCCCUGCAUCACAUUUGCUUAUAAUACUGUCCGAUACGAGCACCAUUGCUUCCGCUUGGCUUUCCAUCUGGCAAAAAUCCGUUUUGUAUUCUUAGAGAAUCCAACGACAAUUUUGUCAUAUUCCAUCAGCUGUUGACUUUAAUGAAGGUGGGAACUGAGACAUCUUUGCGUAAGAGCAUGGUUGUUUCGAAAUGUUUUUUUUGCUUUUAAAACUGGUUGAGCAUACUUGACCACUGUUUGCAGGUUUUAGAGGGGUUCCCUACCCAGGUCAGGCGUCGUGUAGAACAUCCAAAACAACUGGAUUGAAGUCGGACUUAGAAAGCAACUGCUGUUGUUUGCUCACAAAAAUGGGGAUAUCCAUGCUCGUGCUGGGGUGGAAAUUCGAUGAAGGCACUCACAUCUUAGCUUACAGUCCACCUGUUCUCCACAGGGACACUAGUCGCUUCUCGCAGUCUGAUUCUUGUAAACAUUUUGAGGCUAGACUCAUGACUCAACUUUUGGGCUUGUCCAAUCUCCUUUUUCAGAGCGGAAGUCAAUAGCUCUUAUACUAAGACUCACUGACAUUGUGUACUGCCAAAUUUUCGAUUAGGUGGAGAGGCAGAAAUACCUGGUGUAGUAGACCUAUUGGUUGUCAUUGGCCGAGUUCUCGUGAGAUUACUACCAUGUUUUGGGUGUUUGGUCUGAAGAAUUUCUUAUGAUUAUCGGACUAAACAUCCGUGGACUUUUUUCAUAUCUUAUCAAGUGAUUUACCUGAGUAAUCUCCUGUAAGCACCUAAGAUUGGGAUUUUUCACGCUGCCACAAGGGACAUUCUUACUACUACUUGAUACCGCUGCGAUCAUGCGUGAUCUAGCCGGCCUCGAUGAUGUCCCGAGCUGUACCUCUCCAUGCAUGACGAUCCGCGGCAGCAGAUCUGGACAGCUCAACCCCACAAGGGACAUGCUUAAUUUUGAUUUCACUGUACUUCUACUCGUCAAUGAAAUUAUUGAUACACACCUCCGAAAGUUGCUCUAGGCAAGAUAGACAGGAUUUAGAUUGCCUAACUCCUAAUCUUUCCGGUCUCCCACGCUCGUUCAUAAUUUUCUUUGGCCUCUUUGCAGGUUGCCGUCAUGUCUGGCGCACACCUCGUUCAGUACAUCCUACUCCGCUCCGACCUGAAGAGCCGUCUUGGCUGGCCUCUCGGCGCUAUUGUAGCUCAGGGUUGUCAUGCCUCAACGGCUGCGCUGCACAGAUUUCGUGAUCACAUGGAAACCAAAGCAUACCUGGAGGAUCUCGAAAACAUGCACAAAGUGGUCUUGGCCAUUGAAGAGUCCGAACUUUCCCUGAUUGCAGAUAAAUUGACAGGGGCCGGAGUAGACUUUGUAACGUGGCGAGAGCAGCCCGAAAACAUACUAACCGCUAUUGCAUUGCGUCCCUAUACCAAGAAGGAGGUCCAGUCCUACUUUAAGGGCCUGCGUCUUCUUAGUUGA